GGAUGGUUAACCUGAAAAAUUAUAUAAAAGCAAUGGCUGCCAUUUUGGUGAACGCUGUGCCCCUGGUCAGUCAAGAAGUAGGUGGUACCGAUGACCAAGUGGGCGUGAUGGUGGGCCAGGUGGGCGUGAUGGUGGGCCAGGUGGGCGUGAUGGUGGGUCAGGUGGGCGUGAUGGUGGGCCAGGUGGUGGAGCGUCAUCUCACCGGCUGUCACCUGGUUCUCAUAACCACUUCACGUCACUCACACGUAUCUUCAGGUAUAAUCAGACGCUGGAAUGGUGAUAUGGAAGCUGGCGUGGUAGUGGAGGCGGGGCCGGUGACCAGCCAGGACCAGCUGGACCAGGACCACCUCCUCCAGGGGCUGUGGACCGACGCUAGAACCACCUGCCGAGGACUCGUUCUUGAUCUCACCUCCAACAACAAUACCAGCCUUAUACUUGAGUUGGUGGAGAUGUCUGGACUGUGGCGGCUGCCGGAGACGGUGGUGAUAGCCAUAGGUGGGAGGGCGGGGGUGAGGGCCGUGCUCCUCCACCACAGUCUCCGCAACACUGUCCACGCCCUCUACCUCGCUCUCCACCACACCCUUAAAUGUCCAUAUAUAUACAAAAAAAUAAAAACACUUGUUACAUGCUAUCCCUCACCUUCAGAAUUAUCAAGCAGUGUGCGGGUGUACCGGCGUUGUCUGUACUGCAACACCGGCGAGCCAGACGUCCAGCUGGUCCACCACUGGUGCCUCACCUCCCUCCCUCUUCCCUUGGACGACCUCUUUCAUGCAGAGCAGUUUCACAACUUAAUGGGCCACAAGAUCAAGUUUUCUACCAUGCCAUUUUUCCCAUAUAUGGACUAUAGAAGCAACAAUAAUGAACGAGGCAGUUCAGUGAUUCUUGUAGACUCUCUCAACACACGAUUAUUCCUCGACUUUGACAGAAGACUAAAUGUCAGUUUCGAGAUUCAGGACCAGCCAGAGCACUCUUGGGGUGUAGAAAAGUCUGGCAAGUUCUCCGGGAUGAUGGGACAACUCCAGCGAGAAGAAAUUGAUGUGUGCGGACCCCUGGCGCCACACAAUGAGCGAAUCAAGGUCAUGGAGUUCUUGAGCGCUUAUAGGGCAGACGUGAUGAAAAUUGUGUCUCUGAAGCCCACUUCCUUACCGCAACACCUCUCGCCAAUAAGACCUUUUUCAGGAAAGCUGUGGCUGGCGCUGCUGGUGAGUAUGGUGGCUUGGGGCGUGACUUUGUGGCUACUGCAGAGGACGUGGCAGUGGGCAGCAGGUGGGCGUCUGGUAGAGCUCUCCACCGCCCUGCUGUACAGUUGGGGCGCCUUGCUGCAAAACCCAGCUUCAGUUUUCCCUGUCAGCAGUUCAAGUUCAGGAAGA
Messenger RNA from Procambarus clarkii (red swamp crayfish), 1370 nucleotides. The record is from RefSeq and is a predicted model, not a curated record. Lineage: Eukaryota; Metazoa; Arthropoda; Malacostraca; Decapoda; Cambaridae.